GCGAAGUUGCUGCUUCUGGACAGUGCAAAGCGGAGUAUUAUUCAGCUGGGAGGAGGGGAGGGGGGUCACGGAGCUGGCCUCCAUCCCCGGCCAGCCAUUGGGACAGAGGGGAUAAGUGUAAAUGUGAGUCAUCAAAAUACAUUGGGGGGUGGAGAGUGCUUGCAUGGUUUGGUGUUGCUUCCGAGCAGAAUGUCCCACGGUGCGCUGGAGAUGUCUGCCUGUCAUCCUCCUGCCUCGCGCGCUCUGCAACAGGAGGUCUGCAGCCCUUCAGCUUGGAAGGAGAAGCGCAGGCAGCAGCUUAGAGACGGUGGUCGGAGCUAGAGACCCGCGUUCCCCAAUGGCAUCUGCCAGCUGCUUUUUUCCCUAGGAGUUAGCAUAUCUAUCCUGCAAGGAGCACAACAAGCAGAAGUCCCUGUUUGGAGCUAUGACCAACAUUUGUUAAUAAGCUUACAUCCUGGAGGCAGUUGGCACAGCGCUGAGAAUCUUACGGCUUCAGCAAACUUUGUUCCACAUCUCAAGGCUGUGAUGCACAUCUCUGAUGAUAACAAAAGCAAAGCUUAAUUGGAAACAUCCUUGUGGUCUUCCACUAUUCCAACUUUAAACAUAUUUGAAAAUCAAGUAUGAUAAAGACCCAAAUAAAUGGGAGAAAAGAGAAUGUUCCUGCCAUUUGUGUCUAAUGAGACAAAUUUAAAUGGGCGCACUUCAGAUGUUGAUGGCCUUUCCACGAACUCAGAUAUUUUCCUUUGCUACAAACCCAAACAUAUUUUCCUUGCUUAGUGGCAGAAAGCAUUCUGUAACCUGAUGGCUCUUUUUUUUAACAGCCCAACAGAAACUUGGAAAAAGAUCUUUGACCCCUUCUGCAAUACUGUGUCAUCAAGCACCCUACAAGGAGAGAACAUCAAGAGAGUGUCCUAAAGAGAGUCUUCCAAAUUGCAGCAGUAUUUUUAUUUGGCCUAACUGGAACAGAUACCAAGGAAUAAAUGUGGAUUUUCAAAUAAGUUUCCCAGUCAGAGGUGUCCUUCCAGGUUCUGCAUUUAUAAAGCAAGAACCACAUUUCCAGUUAGUUUUUAUCAACAAUGUGGAAAUAAAGCUUCUUGCAACACUACCAAAUAUUUGUUCUUCACUCUUUCAAAGAAAGGGCAGAGUGAAUCACAAACAACACUGGAUGAACAUUAACCAGUAUUGAUAUAAUGGCUUUGAACUCCGAGAACAUCUCUGCCUCUGACUGCUUCAACUGCACCCAGCCUGUGGAGGAAGUAAACAUUUCAAAAGCCAUAUUAUUAGGUGUUAUCUUGGGGGGGCUGAUUGUUUUUGGAGUCCUGGGUAACAUUUUGGUUAUCCUGUCAGUAGCCUGUCACAAGCACCUGCAAAGCGUAACUCACUAUUACAUUAUCAACUUGGCUGUGGCUGACCUCCUGUUGACUUCUACCGUCCUCCCUUUCUCUGCUAUUUUUGAGAUUUUGGGGUAUUGGGUUUUUGGGAGGAUCUUCUGCAACAUCUGGGCAGCUGUGGAUGUUCUAUGCUGCACAGCUUCCAUCAUGAGCCUUUGUGUCAUCUCUAUAGACCGAUACAUUGGGGUGAGCUACCCGCUAAGAUAUCCAGCCAUAGUGACUGAAAAGAGGGGGCUCCUAGCCCUUGUGUGUGUCUGGGUACUGUCCCUUGUGAUAUCAGUAGGGCCCCUCUUUGGCUGGAAACAGCCAGCUCCAGAAGAUGAAACCAUCUGUCAGAUCAAUACUGACCCUGGUUACGUCUUAUUCUCUGCCCUGGGCUCCUUCUACCUCCCCUUGAUCAUCAUACUGGCAAUGUACUGCCAGGUCUAUGUGGUGGCAAAAAGGGAAAGCAAAGGACUGUCUUGCGGCCUGAAAACAGAGAAGUCCCAUUCAGAGGAAGUGACUCUUCGCAUCCACCGCAAAACCACCACAGAAACCACUGGAUCAACACCCAGCACCAAGCACAAAUCCAAUUUUUCCGUGAGGCUCCUGAAGUUCUCCAGGGAAAAGAAAGCAGCUAAAAGUCUGGGGAUUGUGGUGGGAUGCUUCAUACUCUGCUGGCUCCCCUUCUUUAUCAUCAUGCCCAUUGGUUCUUUCUUUCCCGAGAGCAAGCCCUCAGAGACAAUUUUUAAAAUCGCAUUUUGGCUGGGAUACCUGAACAGCUGCAUCAACCCCAUCAUCUACCCUUGUUCAAGUCAAGAGUUUAAAAAGGCAUUCCAGAAUGUUCUAAGGGCCCAGUGCCUCCCACCACGGAGGUACUCAGCCAACAAAUAUUCCCUUAGCUUCAACCUCAAUCAUGCAAGCAACCACGUCGCCGAAGCUCCAAAAGACGUUGUCCGCAUCCCUGUCGGCUCCGGAGAAACCUUCUAUAAGAUUUCCAAAUCGGACGGUGUCUGCGAGUGGAAGCUCUUCUCGGCCAUGCAGAGUGUGUCCACCAAGAGCACAGCCUCCAGGGACAAGGCCAGCUGUGUGACAGCCAAAGUCAAGAGCAAAGGUUUCCUGCAGGUUUGCUGCUGUGCAAGAACAUCAGGGGAAAACAUGGCAAAGGACCAGAAAGUGCCCACCAUUAAAAUACACACUGUCUCUGUCAGCGAUAACGGAGAGGAUAUUUAAAGGCACCCAUCAUUCCGGUGGGACCAGAAGAGGUUUACAUGCAGUGCUUCAACAUGGGCAACCCAAGGAGGGGGCUGCUUUUAAUGGGGUAAUACAGAAGGGAGAAUGCAAGGGAAUGAUGCUAACGCAGAACAAAGCACGUGAGCUUCGACUGAAUCCAAGUUAUUGAGGGAAUCUCAGGCAAGGUGAAAUCUGUGGGGUUCAGAAAUGGGACCACUUGAGGCUGGACUUCUUCAAGCGAUUCUGCUAUUAUUUCCUUGCUAUUUUCAAGGCUCUGAGGUUCAGUUAGUUUUAUUUACAAUUGUUUAGCCAUUGCGCUCUUAACUUUGGGGGUGGGGUGGAGGAAAGUGUUGUGACGUGUCCUACAAUAGAGAUCUAUGAAUAUCUGUUAUUGGUUUCAACACAGGAACUUCUUUCUGGCUCUCAGCUUUUAUGUCGUGGAGUAACUUCAUACACCUAAAGGGGGAAUUUGACAAGGCAGAACCAUGAGUUAAUUGGAGAAAUGUGAUGGUCUUUUAACUUGACUCCUUUCUUUUUGUUGAUUCCAGUCCUGUGAAACUUUGGACCAUAUAGCUUAAAAGACACCAAAAGGGUAAGGGUGGGGGACUCCAGUCCCAGGAGCAGAAUGCAACCCCCUAGGCCUCUCCAACCGGCCUUUGGGGCUCUUCCUGUGGUACAUCCCUUCACCCAAGCCUCUAGUUGGCCCUGCUCCAUACAUCCCUUAAUUGUUUUUGCCAGGCUGGAAUAUGUCAUUGAACUGUGAUAAUGCCUUUUGCUUGCCUGGAUGGAGAGGUCUGGGGACAGGGGACCUUGGACAUUUGUGUGGCUGGAAUAUAGUCUACUGCACAAAGUCAAGACACAGCCAUUGCGCCCUCCACUUUUGCCUCUGGCCCUGCCCACUACUGGCAUGUGGCCACUGGAAGGUUGUCCAUGGAGAAAUGCAGCCCUCGAGGAUGCGGGGGGCGGGGAAGCUUUCCCACCUUUGCAAUAGGAAGUACACAGCUCAGAACUGGCCCUGAUUCUGCACCUGGCAACAACAGUUCAGAAGCUUGUGUACCCUUCAUAUGGAUGGCAGACUUGCUGAGAACGGCUCCUUCAUCCCAUGUGGUCAAAAUGUGGGAGGGGAAACACUACAAUCACAUAGGCAAGGAAAUCAUAUGGGGGUCAAUGAUAACAAACCAGUACACUCCCUCCUUCUGGGGUGCUAAUCAAGUGGACUAAUCCAUACGAUUAGUUCUGGGCAUGUAGUUAUAAUAUUCACUCAUGGGACAUCAUCAAAGAGAAGCAGCUCCCACAAUUUGUGGUGCAGAUGUGAGGUGGGUCUUAUUCCUCUCCCUCUCAUAGGGACCAUUUCCUUAUUCCAAAAGCAUUUGCAAAAAUCUCUGUGUGUCAUUUUGAAGCUUCACCUUCUCUGUGUUCCUCUUUGUUGCCUGUCUUGUGGUACAUUCAUUUUUGAAGUGCAGCAUGUAAUGGUGGAAAAUAUUCUGUAGCAAAAGAAUGUACCUUUGUCAUAAUAAUGAUGCCAAGAAACUGCCCUCUGAGUUUGUGGGGCAAUUCCCAGCCCCUUCAUCAACACCAAUUGCCUUUCCUUUGUCCUUGUUUGACUCCAUCCCAUCCCUGGGCCACACCUCUUCCUUCAGUAGCCUACCUCUACAGACUUCAGGUCAUUCAAUCCCUUUUUGCUUCCUUUUGGGAAUUCCAACCAUUAUUGUUGUCAUACACACUCACUUAGGGUACGCGUGCAAUGCGAAAUAAUUGGAAACUGUGGAGAUUCAUAUCACAAGGUUGCAGUGCAACACUGGUCCAUGAGGGCAAAUGGGGCACUGCCCUCAGCCAGCCCCUCUUACAUACAGCCACCCCAAGGGGAGGCCUGUGCUGUUAGGUCCCUCCUCUUUAGUCCCUGCAGAAGUCAGUAGGGAGGAAGAUGGAGACAAAACCAGAAUUAGUUGGCUCUGCCUUUCAUUGUUCUGGCUCCGUGUACCAUUGGCCUCCCUGCCUUCCACCCUACCAGUCCAAAUGGGCACUAGCCAGCACUGCACUGCAAGGCAGCCUUUUGUAAUUAUCACUUGCAGAAUUGUGGAGCAGCAGGAUUUACUAAGGCACCAAUGAAAGAGAGGUUCAGAUCCCUGUGAUGUGGGUUAUCCAUUAUGGGGAUACUUGUUGAACCAUUGAUAAGACUAGGGUUUAAGGCAGCCUUUGCCACAAGUCAACAUUAAAGAUUCAAUCUGUUUAAAUCGUGUGCUGGAGAUUGGAGAGCAUGGUUAUCUGGAGCCAUCUCAAGGAAACAGAAGUGAAAGUGCAUGAAACAGUGAUUCAGUAAGAUUCAGAGUUUGCCCACAUUUCUGCAUGUCCUGUGCCUAGAAAGCAUGAGUCCAAGAGGUCUUCCACUUGUCUCAUGUUUCUAGGCAUGGGUCUGAGCAGUUAUCUGCAUAGGCGCCGACUCCAUGGGGCCUGAGGGG
Molecule: messenger RNA, 5062 nt
Organism: Podarcis muralis (Common wall lizard)
Lineage: Eukaryota; Metazoa; Chordata; Lepidosauria; Squamata; Lacertidae
Gene: ADRA1A
Product: adrenoceptor alpha 1A
Biological process (GO): regulation of vasoconstriction; positive regulation of MAPK cascade; phospholipase C-activating G protein-coupled receptor signaling pathway
Cellular component (GO): plasma membrane
Molecular function (GO): alpha1-adrenergic receptor activity
Source: RefSeq, a predicted model, not a curated record